GACUCCGUCCCCAAAUGUAUACUAAUGGGACGGAGGGAGUAUGAAUUUAGAAUAAACAAGAUUUCCUGAACCACCCCGGCCAAACGACCCCUUUGAUCGUUGAAAGCGAAGAAACCAAAAACCCUAAAUUCCCAAAAAGUUAGUAGACAUGGAAAUGGAAAUAGACAAUCCUGAAGAAAUUAAAGCAGAUGAAGUGUUCAAAGCAGCCGAGUCAGGCGAUUCAUCAGUCUUCGACUCACUCUCUCCCCAAAAUCUCCUCAAAAUCCUAUCUUUCCGAAACGAAGACCAGCGCUCUCUCCUCCACGUCGCCGCCUCUUCUGGACGCACUCAGGUGGUGAAGAUACUAUCGGCUUUUGAUCCGUUAGUAAGUGGUAUAAACAGUGCUGAUGAGGAAGGUUGGGUUCCUUUACAUUCUGCUGCAAGUAGUGGCAAUGUUGAGAUUGUCGAGCUUCUGCUCACUAGAGGAGCUGAUGUUAAUCUGAAGAAUAAUGGCGGUCGCACUGCCCUUCACUAUGCGUCUAGCAAGGGUUGGUUGAAAAUAGCUCAACUUUUGAUUGCACAUAAUGCUAAGUUGAAUGUGAAGGAUAAGGUUGGAUGCACCCCACUGCAUCGUGCAGCGAGCACUGGUAACGGGGAGCUCUGUGAAUUUCUCAUUGAAGAAGGCGCAGAGGUUGAUGCUGUUGAUAGGGCAGGUCAAACUGCCCUUAUGACUGCAGUGAUCUGUGACAACAGAGAGGUGUCUCUACUACUGAUAAGACAUGGAGCGGACGUGGACGUAGAAGACAAAGAAGGGUACACUGUACUUGGUCGAGCUUCAAAUGAUCUAAGACCACUACUAAUCGAUGCUGCCAAGGCAAUGCUUGAAGGAUGAACAAGUUGUGGUUGUGGUCUUGUAAUUCCAAAUGGUAAUGAAAAAUGAAACUUUGGAAUGAUUAGGCUAUGGAGCUUUUGAAAACCUGUUAAAAGAAAUGAAAAAAUGUAUUUAAGUCGGGGUGGUCGGAUGGGUCUGAAGAAUCUGUAGUUGUAGUUGAAAGAAACAGUUAAUGCUUCGUAUUUAGUUGUUUCUUAUGUUCCAAAUACAAUUUUUGUUUUGUUCC
Daucus carota subsp. sativus is the source of this 1097-nucleotide messenger RNA. RefSeq lists its product as uncharacterized. The transcript is spliced from 5 exons. Lineage: Eukaryota; Viridiplantae; Streptophyta; Magnoliopsida; Apiales; Apiaceae. Gene Ontology annotation, cellular component: nucleus; cytoplasm. Gene Ontology annotation, molecular function: protein binding. The coding region runs from base 149 to 871 and encodes 240 amino acids. The record is from RefSeq and is a predicted model, not a curated record.